Lactuca virosa is the source of this 1730-nucleotide messenger RNA. Lineage: Eukaryota; Viridiplantae; Streptophyta; Magnoliopsida; Asterales; Asteraceae. The record is from the annotation of a GenBank genome assembly.
AUGGAGUUCUCUCUCCGGUUUUCAACGAGCACAGCAACCGUCAUUUUUGCUGUUGUACUAACAUUCCUACUGAAAAUCUUGAAACCAAAGGGUGGAAAGAAAGGAAAGAACAGAGCCCCACCUCAAGCAAAGGGCAAAUGGCUUGUAAUCGGACACCUACAUCUUUUAGGUUCAUCUGGAUUACCUCACAGGGUGUUAGCUAAAUUGUCAGAAAGAUAUGGUCCUAUCUUCACCAUAAAGCUCGGUGUUCACAAUGCUUUGGUAGUGAGUAGCAGCGAGAUAGCAAAAGAGUGCUUUAAAGUAAACGACAAGGCCUUUUCAAGUCGACCCAAGUUGAUGGCAGUGGAACUCAUGGGCUAUAACUAUGCCAUCUUUGCUCUUGCUCCGUAUGGGGACUAUUGGCGACAAGUGCGCAAGAUCAUCAUGCUCCAGGUUCUCUCUCCAAAACGAGUUGAGAUGCUUGCGCCUAUUCGAGUUUCAGAGCGUAGAGCAUCCACGGCCGAGAUAUAUGAGGCUUGGUUAAAGAAUAAAGAGAGUACAGGAUCAGUCAUGGUGAAGCUGGAUAUGCAACAAUGGUUUGGGACCUUGAUAUUAAAUGGUCUUUUAGGGGUUGUUGCUGGAAAGAGGCUUUCGCUCAAUGAUGAAAAAGGGGGUUUCGACAUAGGAGGAUACGAGAGAGAUAUGAAGGAAACUGGAAAAGAGAUGGACGAGAUCUUUGAUGGAUGGUUAGAGGAGCAUAAAAGAAAGAGAAAGUCUAAGCAACAAGAUGAAGGCAACCAAGUCCUUAUGGAUGUGCUGAUUUCCAUUGUUGAAGGUGCUUCCGAAGAGGAAUUCCCCGGUCAUGACCAUGAUACCAUAAUCAAGGCCACAUGUUUGACCAUGCUAAUUGCUGGAUUGGAGACAACAGCUGUGACUUUAACAUGGUCUUUGUGUUUGUUGCUUAACAACCCAAGAACUAUAAAAGUUGCCCAAGAUGAAAUUGAUGAGCAUGUUGGAAGGAAUAGGCCUGUAGAAGAGUCAGACCUAAAGAACUUAGUCUACAUUGAUGCUAUCUUCAAAGAAACAUUGCGUUUAUACGCACCUGGACCUCUAGGACUUCCUCAUGAAACCAUGGAGGAUUGUGUUGUUCAGGGCUACAAAAUCCCCAGUGGAACACGUUUGCUGUUAAACCUUUGGAAAAUCCAUCGUGAUCCUAAGAUAUGGCCAAAUCCGGAAGAAUUUAAGCCUGAAAGAUUCCUGACAACUCAUAAAGAUAUUGAUCUCAAGGGAAGCCAUUUUGAAUUGCUUCCUUUUGGUAGUGGAAGAAGAGUGUGCCCUGGUAUUUUAUUUGCUCACCACGCUUCGCGUUUAGCGUUAGCUACUUUAAUACAACAAUUUGAGAUGAAAACCCCAGGAAAUGAACCCGUUGAUAUGGAUGAAAUCUUUGGAGUGACUUGCAGCAAAGCAACCCCACUUGAUGUUCUCCUCUCCCCUCGUUUGUCACUUGAUAUGUACCCUGUUGGUGCAUGAUAUAUUAUUUUCCUAAAACAAUUAUUGUUGGUAACAAUCGUUGUUUGUGCUAUUUUCUGUUGUGAUGUUUUUCGUAUGUGUACUAGGUUUCUUUGUUUAUUUAUCUUUGAUUUACCUCGUAACUUGACGUCGCCAUAGUAGAUGUAGAUGUGGAUGCGUAUGGACCACAUGUGAAAGUGGGUGACAUGUUAAAUAUUACAUAAAGAAAAUUAGAACGUGGC